AUGGCCAGUGAUUCGGCGGCAGCAUCCCUUCCUCCGGAAGCUAUCGAGUUCGCAGGACGCAUGUAUAACGCCGCACGAGCCGGAGAGAUUGAGAUAUUUCAACAGGCUUUACCAGCUGGUCUCCCUCCUAAUUUGACUAACGAAAAAGGGGAUUCACUUCUUAUGCUCGCGGCUUAUCAUGGGCAUGCUGACCUUGUCAAACUUCUUAUUCAACAUGGAGCCGAUCCGAAUCGUAUUAACGAUAGGGGUCAAAGCCCCUUAGCAGGUGCCGUUUUUAAGAAGGAGGAUAGUGUAAUCGAGGCGCUAUUGGAAGGCGGUGCUGAUCCGGAGCAUGGUUCACCCUCUGCACUUGCCUGUCUAGCCAUGUUUCAACAGGAGGGUCAGUGGGGAGACAAGUUUACAUCGGCCCCAGGAAGAGGGAAAGCUGGAAACUCCGCAUCUUUAUCCAAUACCGACGCCAACUAG
Molecule: messenger RNA, 465 nt
Organism: Daldinia childiae
Lineage: Eukaryota; Fungi; Ascomycota; Sordariomycetes; Xylariales; Hypoxylaceae
Exons: 3
Coding region: 1-465 (154 amino acids)
Molecular function (GO): protein binding
Source: RefSeq, a predicted model, not a curated record